Messenger RNA from Suillus subalutaceus, 1776 nucleotides. RefSeq lists its product as uncharacterized. The record is from RefSeq and is a predicted model, not a curated record. Lineage: Eukaryota; Fungi; Basidiomycota; Agaricomycetes; Boletales; Suillaceae. Bases 153 to 1463 code for a protein of 436 amino acids. The transcript has 2 exons.
ACGCGCUCGCGGUGCACCACCGCGACGUACCACACUUCUGUCUUGCGCUCACGGCAGGCAACGACAGACUAAUAUCCGUAUAUCUCGCGGCUCGGACGUUUCAUUUCUUCGAGCGCGAUCAAGCUUAUACGCCCCACUUUAGUCACGAAGCCAUGGACCACUAUCCGGAGGUCAAACGACCAUUUCUUGACACAAGAGCUUUAUCAUCCCCGCUUGAUCACGAGUCAGAGAGCGAAUCUAGCGAAGUUUCCGGUUCAGAUACGCCUUCUCCGUCGGUCAGACCUUCUGCCCGAUCCCCUUCGUUCACUCCUCCGCACGAGGAGAAUGGGAGUUCGGAAAGGUCCCCUGAUGUUGAGCCCGAGAUUAGUAAGGGGUGGUAUGAAUUUGACCUUUCGGUCAUACUCGCGCUUGUUUCGCCCAUCGGAAACUGGUUGACAGGAGGAGAUCACGUCAAGAAUAUCCUUCUCAUUCUUCUCUUGAUAUUCUAUUUGCAUCAAAUCAUUGAAGUACCGUGGAGCCUCUAUCAUCUCUCCAGACCCAGACGUCGUUCCUCUGAUGUACCAUCCCAUCAAAUGUCUGAGGAGAAUCCCUAUCAUGAAAUUGCUUCGUCAGAGUUACGCAAACUCGAAAUUUUCUACCUGUUCCUCACCAUCUUGUCGCCGUUACUCGGAGUCGCAAUCCUUCGUGUCGUCAUCCUAUCUGUGGCUGGCCCGGAAACUAUAUCAUGGUUCAGUACCUCCCUCUUUAUCCUCGCCACCGGUAUGCGACCUUGGAAACACGCGGUAGAGCGACUCCGUCAACGCACGAAAGACUUGCAUACUGUGAUUCAUUACCCUCCAGCCAGCUCACCAGAUACGCAAUCGCAGAUCAAAGCUCUGACUGCGCGCGUCGCCGAAUUAGAGACUCAGCUGAAAGAAUGCAAUGACACCGUGAAAGCCCUCACCGAAGACGUUUUUGACCACGUGGAGGGAUCCGUCGAAGGGUUAGAGAAAUCCAUGCGCAAGCAGGAGAGGAAGAAUGAUGCUCUCUACUUGGCGCAGGAAUCAAGGCUCGCGGCGUUGGAACAGAACAUGGAAGCGUUACUGGAAAGGACAGAAAUUUCGGUGCACGGUUCGAUUCCAUCCUACAGCCUUGCUUCUGCAUUCUAUGCGACUUUGGCCGAACCACUCGCACUCGUCUUUCCAGAGUGGGCACGCAGCUCUCGCCGGGGUAAACACCCACCAUCUCCUCGCUCUUCCCCAAAAAUCGGACAUUCCCGUAUUCCCACUAAGCUUGAGACGAUACCAGAAGGUGCCACUUUUACACCGAGGAGAGCUCAAUACCGCUUUCCCUCCCUCCGUAUUCCGGGUUUAAAAUUUGUCCUGCGAAUUGGCGAUCUUGCAACCUUACCCGUCCGUCGGGUAGUGGCUUAUCUUCUCAUGGGCCGCAUCUAUGCGCCUAAUGCACCCGCUUCCUCUCUUUGAACAGUGUUAAGGUUUCUUUCUUAUAAUCACUGUUCUAUUAGCAUUGCAUGGACAUGUUUUUCACGUCUUCUUGUAUUUUAUCCACGCAUCGACAUUCCGACCAUCCGUUUUUCCUCAUGAUUAUCAUGGCAUUCACGAAUAACCGUACUGUACGCUUGCGCGUCGAAUAUUUGUAUUAAUAUCCAAUUGUAAGCAGACUUUUGUUGUUCCUCCCGUGAAACUUGGGCCGCUCUAUAAUUUACCACAGGUGUCCCAGCUGAGAUUUAUUUUCCCAUUCUUCUAUGUAGACCGUUACCCGUACAGCUUCCCUCAU